AAGGCGCGUAGUAGCCGAAAGUACUGAAGAAACGAGGGUUUUCUCCAGUCAACAGUGAGCAGUCGUCAGCAUAAAGUAGUUAAGAACGUGUAUUAUCAUAUAAAUGAAACACCAACAAAGCCUGCAUAAUUUUUAAUGCAUUUUUUUUUUGGAGCAUAGUUUUAUUUUUUUAUAAUUAGAAUAAGUUGUGAUAUCAUGGGUCAAGACACUCAAGUAGAAAAGGAAGAUGAUCGUCCCAAGUGGCUUUUGGAGUUGGAAAAUCGAAAAAGAAAGCCACGAUUAGCUCACGAAGUUGGUGCAGGAUCACCAUGCAUAAAAUGUAACUCUGAUUGUCCAGGUUUAGAUUUGCAUUUUUGGAGAAAAAUUUGCAAAAAUUGCAAAUGUGGCCGCGAUGAUCAUGAUGUUCCUGAUGAUGAAUUUCCACAGUUUGAUUUAUUAUUUGGUCCUUCAGGCAAACCUAAACGACGAGCGAUUGUGCUUAAAAUAAAUAAGCAACAAGUAGACAAUGAAGAAACAUUUGAAUGGGCCCCACCAGACACAACAAAAGAGUUAGCAGCAGAUUACAUGAAAGCAUUACCUCAAGACAAAUUGCCCAUCAAAGGGUCUAUAGGAGCAGCUUUGAGAAAGCAACAACUUCAAAAACAGCUUCCAUUACAUGACAUUGAUCAUAAAGUUUGUGAUGAACUGUCCGAGUCAGAGAGAAAGCAGUUUGAGAAAUAUUUAGAAAAUAUUAAGAAUUAUGUUGGUCAAGGAAAAGUAUCAAAAAUUGUGACUGCUAAACCAUUUGAAAAGUCUUUAAUAACUCCAGCUAAUGCUUCCGAAUGUUUUACUCCUAAUCAUAAGAUCAAUGUAAUCAAUAGUCAACCUCCAAAUUUAAGAACUCCAAGUAGUUUUGUUCCUAAAUCAAUCAAAAUGCAGUUAAAACCGUCCUUUACAUCUCAGGAAGAAACAUUAAAUGUUAACCCAAAUCAUAAUUUAAAUCGAAGUGUUAAUAGUAGUAACAGUUUAUUAAAUAAUGAUUCUCAAGCUACACCAAGUCAAUUGAACGACAUUCCAAGCUCUCUUUUAGGUCAAAAAAUGAACAAUAAGCUUAAGAAUGAUACUCAAGCCAUACAAAGUAGGCUAGAUAAGGUAAAGAGUCCUAUUAUGGAUAAAGCUCUUAGUGAUUCUUCAAAACUAGAACCAGGUAGAUAUCAUCAUCUCUUGGAAAAUAUAAAAAAUGGGGAAAAAAUGGCAGAAUCCAAUUUAUUACCUUGCGAUUAUAAUGCUGCGAUUAAUUUUGCAAAUAUUAAGAAAUUAUCUCCAGAAGAAAAAUAUUCUACUGCUGAUCAAUAUAAUAAUGGAGUUACUCGAAAAGAUUUUGCUAAUAGUUCAUCUAAUUUUGGUCCAAAAAAUUUUAAUAAUUCUCCAUUACAAGGGUCUUCCAAAAAUUCUGAACAGAAUGGAUGUUAUAGUAAUCGCGAAAUAACUCCAAAAGUACCUGAAUACUUAGUAUCAGUGAAUUCUGUUCCAUCUAAUAAAUACAAUCCUUUAUUGAACUUAGUUAAGUCUAAUUUAAAUACCAGUAACAAACUCAAUAAUGAUUCCAAUAGUCUUCCUUAUCAAUCAGCGCAUCAAAAAAUUGAGAAUCCACGUUCUGAAUUAGCAAAAAUCGAUUCCGGACCACUCAAAUCUCAUUGUUGGGCUAAAAAAUGGAAUCAAUUAUCUGAUGAAAGCAAUAUAAAUUCUGACAGAGAUGAAAAUUCGAUUUUGGCUUCAAAAAUGCUAUCAGAUGCUCUACUUCCCCCAAGUUCUAUUCACUCUUCUGAUAUUAUUGGAAGUACUUUAGAUCAGAAAGGGCUUUCGUUUAUCAGGGAAAAACUUGCUUCAAAAUACAAUCCAACAGACGGACCAGUUGAUCAAAAUAAUCUUUUGAAGAGCCGAGAAUUGAAACAAGAAAACCAAAAACCACUUUCAAAGCUUAUUAAUCAAGGAUUCAAUACAAAUUCAAUAAAUCAAAAUAAUUCUAAACCAGUUCAAGCUCAUUUCAGUAGUUACAAAACUCCAGAAAAUUCUACAAUUAAUUCAGAAAACUUGAAGUAUCCUGUGUUUCCUGAAGAGGCUGUUGGUACUACACGAAUCGUGGAGGAUCCUAAUGUCAAUAGGUUGGGAGGAGCAAUGAACAAUUUAUCAAUGAAUCAAAAUAAUCAUAAAGUACAGAAAUGUCAUCAGUGCCAAGAAGGAAUUUUUGUUGGGGAUGUGGUCGUAACCGCAGAAAAAGCCAAAGAUGCGGCAUGGCAUCCUGGAUGUUUCGUUUGUUUUGAAUGUAAUGAACUACUUGUAGAUCUAGUUUAUUUCUAUUAUAAAGGAAAACUUUAUUGUGCUCGUGACCUUGCUAAUUUAUUGGGAAUUCCUCGAUGCUUUGCUUGUGAUGAGUUAAUCUUUGUAAGAGAAUAUACAGUAGCAGAAGGUCACAAUUACCAUGUGAAACAUUUUUGCUGUUGGGACUGUGAUAUGCCAUUAGCAGGACAACAAUAUAUAUCUGAGAACGAUCGACCUCUUUGUUUCCUUUGCUAUCAAAAAACUUAUGCAAAAACUUGCUAUAGCUGUCAAAAAUUAAUAGAAGCCGAUCAACAAGAGUUAAAUGUUAAGGAUUUAACGUUUCAUGCAUCUGAUAAAUGCUUUUGCUGUGCUAGUUGUAGUAAAAGUUUGUUAAAUGGUCGAAUGACUAUAAAAGAAAAUAAGUUAUUUUGCAGCAAGGAAUGUGUUACUAUGUAUGUCAAUCAAAGCCGAUCUUGAACUAUUAUUCUUUUUACUAAGAAUAUUAUUAUAUUAAUUAUUUUAUACAAUUGAUGAAUAAUAAUUAUUUAUUCAUAUAAAAUGCA
Messenger RNA from Chelonus insularis, 2864 nucleotides. RefSeq names its product Testin (gene Tes). The record is from RefSeq and is a predicted model, not a curated record. The transcript has 4 exons. Lineage: Eukaryota; Metazoa; Arthropoda; Insecta; Hymenoptera; Braconidae. Bases 196 to 2778 code for a protein of 860 amino acids. Gene Ontology annotation, molecular function: zinc ion binding.